GAGAAUAUUGGUGUGCGCCUGUUAAUUGUUGUUAUAAUUCUUCGCAUAUCAGAGAAACGAUAGAACUGUGUAUAAAAACCAUAAACGCGUGAGGAAAACCUUAGACGAUUUUUAGUAGCAUACUUGGAACAUCAAAGACAGCAUUGCGCACCCACUGGUACAAUGAUUCCGGCAAUUACAUCGAAUGACAAAUUUCACAAUGUUAUUAUUAGUACAGGAAAUAUUCUUAACUUAAAUAACCAAUUAGGUGGAAAGUCAACUGAAGAAAUUCUGGAUGGUUUGAGUUUGACAUUACAGUGCCAAGAAGCCGCCUCACAAGUGGAAUUGAUUGAAGCAGAUGGUUGUGUACUUCGAGCUACAGAAGAGCUCAAGCAGAAAUUAACCGAAAACGAACGGUCAGAUAUUAGUAUUGGUGCAAAAAUAUUUUUAAACAAAAAUUCUAGUGCGUAUGUAAAGCAGGCGAUAAGAACAUUACUGCAAGUACUUAAAGUAGAGCACGUGGACAACGUAGUGUUGGCGUAUCACCCGACAACUGGAGAUAAAUCAUUAAACAGCAACAGUAAAGAGCAUGCUCAAAUUAAUGACAAAUCGGAUCAAUUAAAAGAACUUUGGGCGUCAUUGGAAGAAUUUGCAUUGCAAAAGAAAAUAACACAAUUGGGCAUUGCAGAUUUAGAUAUUGAACAACUGCGCCAAUUAUAUGCAACCGUCAAGGUUUAUCCGACUAUAGCGCAAAUUAAUUUGGAAUCUUGCUGUGUGGUACCACCAGCAUUACAGGAAUAUUGUACAAAACAUGAUAUACAACUGUUGACACAUAGCGAUCCAGAAGUUUUGUUAUCCGAUGAACAAUUUAUUGUACCUGGCUACCAAGUGGAUUGGGCUUUACGUUAUCAAGUGCAUGUUCGAUGUCGCGGUGUAAUAACUGCCAAAGGCUACAUACUCGGCGCCAGCAAACGCGAUCAAAUAGAAGUAGCAGUUUGAAUGCCAAUCUAGUUCAAGUGCUAAAAACGCGGGUGGAGGGCAAUAGCGUGCGAUUUGUGUGUAUUGUGUGUAACUAAUGUGUAUAGAAAUGCUGGUUCAGCGAUAUGGAUUAAUAUUGGUGAUUAUUGCUCUGCCGAAAGCUUUUUAUUUGGGGUGCAUCCAAACAUGAAGAUGUAGUUAAAGGGAUUUAAUGGCCUUAUUCGAUGCAGCACGUUAAGCUUUUUUAUCACUGCAAAAAGUAAAGAAUAAAAUUAUUAAAAACACCACACACAUCCUACAUGCAUAUGAAUUUACUAUAUAGACGGAGUUGUUUGCGCCCCUAUAAUAAUAUACUUACAUAUAUAUAAAUAACAACAAUAAACUUUUAUGUUGUUAUAUACGAUUAUUUACAUUUAUAUAAUUAACUUUUUUAUAUAUUACUUUUAUUGCGGCUAUAUAUAAUUAAAGCAAUAUUGAGGCGAUACAGAUAUACAUACAUACAUACAUACAUAUUUGGAGCGUUUAGAGGUCUAAAAGACUAAUGCGAAAAGUAAAAGUUUACAUGUGUAUAUAAGCUACAAAAUAAGAGAUCGAAAACACAAAUUGGAAAUACGUUUGUAAAAUGGUUUAAGAAAUUUCUUAUUGAUUUACAUUAAAAAUUCAACUUACCAAAACUGUGCAACAAUUUUCGAAAUAUGUAUAACAUGAAAUGUUUAAUAAAUAAUAGAAAAUUAAUUAAAAUAUGUCUUUGUAAACCAUAAACAUACAUACAUACAUACAUACAUACAUAUAUACGUAUUUACAUUAAUAAAAAUGAAAUAAACAUGUAUAUUUUAAGAAUGCAUUGUAAACUUAAUAAAAAACUUUUGAGUAGUAAUAAUUAUAUCAAAUACAAAACAGCUGCAAGCUAUGGGUUUAUACAUACAUACAAACAUCAUACAUAUGUACGUAGAUUUAUUGUAUUAAUGUUGUAAUGUAAUUACACAAUUCGCUGCAAUUUCACAGUAAAUAUUUUUUUUAGUUAAAAAUAAAUUAUAUGAAACAAAAAAAAAAACAAACAGAUUAUCACAAACUA
Molecule: messenger RNA, 2032 nt
Organism: Zeugodacus cucurbitae (melon fly)
Lineage: Eukaryota; Metazoa; Arthropoda; Insecta; Diptera; Tephritidae
Gene: Gclm
Product: glutamate--cysteine ligase regulatory subunit
Exons: 2
Coding region: 163-978 (271 amino acids)
Biological process (GO): glutathione biosynthetic process
Cellular component (GO): glutamate-cysteine ligase complex
Molecular function (GO): glutamate-cysteine ligase catalytic subunit binding; enzyme regulator activity
Source: RefSeq, a predicted model, not a curated record